AUGUUUUCUUCAGUUUUCGUUUUUAACUCUCAAUUGUUAGCAUCUUCUCCUCCUCUUCCAUCACCACCACCUCCUACUUUUCAGUUUCCACUUUCUUCUGACCAUUAUUCUAUUCAAAAUUUACAAUUUUCAAUUGAAAACGUUACUGCCAGUUCUUCUGAAAAGCAAAGUGAAACAAGUAGUAUUUCUAUAUUCUCUGACGAUCAACAAUUUCCAAAAGAAGACAGUAAAUCCCCUAUUUGGCGUCGCAAUUUGUUUUUAGUUGCAGACGAAGACGGUGCUGAUAUUUGCGAGUGGCGGUUUAAUAUUAAAGAAGAAGCUUUACAAAAAAAUAAAAAGAUGGAACAAGGAGAAGGAGGAGGGGGGCAACAGCCUUGGAGAGGAAUUGAAACACCUACUGGGCAACCAACAAAAUCUUGCCUUAAACAAACACCUCAAACAUCUUCUAGUCCAAAACAACAAAUAGGGAAUAGUAGUUACUCUCUGCAUCAUGUCGGCACUGAACCUGAUGGAGAAAGUUGGGAAGAUAGAGGAGAAAUUAGUUUUGAUUUAGAUAAACAACGUUUAGCUUUAAUUCAACAAAUGCAGAAAAAUUUAGAGAUACAUAGAAAACAUCAAAGUCCUCGACGUUAUCCAACUGUACCUUUUGAUGGACCUUUUUUUCGAUUGGAGGAAGUUGGGAAUAAUGUUCCAGGGACUUCAACUAGUGGAGGGAAAAUACCUGCUCCACCACCACCUCCCCCUCAAGGAUGGACUCCACGUCAGUCUUCAUCACAAAUAUAUGAACAACAAUCUCCUUUCAAUAAUCCUGAGGAAGAAGAGUUUGAUGAAGCAAGUGGAGGAAGAGUUGUUUAUUGGCCAGCACCUGACCCAAAGAGCCGCCUUCCAAAGCAAGCACCUCCACCACCAAAAAAUUUAAGAGAUCCUGAACGAUUAGAAGAAUUUCUUAGACAAGAACAAAUGCAGAAAGAAGCAGAAGCUCUUCGGAUGCAACGAGAAGCUGAAUUAAGGGAUAGGCAGUUCCGUGCAUUACAACUUCAACAACAACAACAAAAUCAUAUUAGAGUUCCCUCUACUUCUACUUCAAACUAUUUUCCUUCUCCUCCUUCACAUCCUCUACCUGAUUAUGAUGAUUAUCAACAACAUCAACAAACUCAAAAAAAUGUUCGAGUAUUUGAAACACGUCCAAUAUCUGCAGAAGAAUCUUCAACUUCUCCAGAAUUUGCAACAAAUGGGCAAUCAAAUAGAGGAACUUGGAGGAGGACAUUUACUUUAGAUUCGAGACUUUCACGUGGAUUAACUAUUGAUGAACGAAAUGAAAUUCUAACAAGCGACGAAAGAUUAAUUAGAGAAAGAUUCAAUAUUGACUUAUUGAAGAGAAGAGAAUCUUUCAUCGAAAAACCAGAACAUCCACCAGAAAUUCAAAGGCUCGGUAGACGUUGGCAACCCCCAUUAGAACAACCAUUUAAGUGGCCAACUUCUUCCACUUCAACACAACAACCACUUUCUGUUCAAACUGGAGGAGAUGCUGAGGAGUAUCGUUGGGCACCUUUAAUUAGAGAACCUGCUUUUAAGAAAGAAACUAAACGUUUUACACCAGAACCUGAAUCCCCACCAAUAAGAGGACAUGGUUAG
Messenger RNA from Meloidogyne enterolobii, 1635 nucleotides. The record is from the annotation of a GenBank genome assembly. NCBI's taxonomy places the organism in Eukaryota, Metazoa, Nematoda, Chromadorea, Rhabditida, Meloidogynidae.